Messenger RNA from Spodoptera littoralis (African cotton leafworm), 2706 nucleotides. The record is from the annotation of a GenBank genome assembly. NCBI's taxonomy places the organism in Eukaryota, Metazoa, Arthropoda, Insecta, Lepidoptera, Noctuidae.
AUGAAGCUGCUAAAGCCCAGUUGGGUGAAUCACGAUGAUAAACCGAUAUUUUCGGUGGACAUACACCCUACGGGGAAGCGAUUCGCGACUGGGGGUCAAGGCGGGGACUCCGGGCGGGUCGUGGUCUGGAACCUGAACCCAGUUCUAUUUGAAUCAGUGGAGGUGGAUCCCAAUGUCCCCAAGAUGCUUUGUCAGAUGGAUAAUCAUUUAGCUUGCGUAAACUGUGUCCGUUGGAGUAAUGGCGGCAAAUACCUGGCGUCAGGCGGAGAUGAUAGACUGGUGAUGGUUUGGGGACUCAGUGUGGCUGCUAAUGCUACCCCGGGCAAACACAAGGCUGAGACCUGGCGGUGCUUGGCUACAUUAAGAGGCCAUGCGGGUGAUGUCCUGGACUUAGCUUGGUCACCGUUAGACAAGUGGCUUGCAAGCUGUAGCGUGGACAACUCCAUCAUCAUUUGGAAUGCGGAGAAGUUUCCGGAAAUGGUGUGUGUGCUAAACGGGCAUAGUGGUCUAGUGAAAGGGGUGGCUUGGGAUCCAGUGGGAAAAUACCUGGCUUCUCAGUCUGAUGACAAAUCGUUGAGGGUGUGGAAGACAGCGGACUGGGCGCAAGAGAUUGUAAUCACUGAACCAUUUGAGGAAUGUGGAGGCACGACGCACGUGCUGCGCCUGUCGUGGUCCCCGGACGGGCAGUACGUGCUGUCGGCGCACGCCAUGAACGGCGGCGGGCCCACCGCGCAGGUCGUCGAGCGGGACGGCUGGCGCUGCGACAAGGACUUCGUCGGACAUCGGAAGGCUGUCACUUGCGCUCGGUUCAACAGCAACAUAUUCGUGAAGGAAGGCAAGAAGUGUUGCUGCGCGGCCGUGGGGUCCCGCGACCGCGCGCUGUCGAUAUGGCUGACGUCCCUCAAGCGGCCGCUCGUCGUCGUCCACGACCUCUUCAGCGACAGCGUGCUGGACCUGUCCUGGAGCUCCGACGGUUUGAACCUGUUGGCAUGCAGUUCUGAUGGAACGGUCGCCUGCAUACAGUUCACGAACAAGGAGAUUGGCACACCACUCACCAUCGAAGAAAAGAACGCUUUCUACGAGAAGAUAUACGGCAAAUGUUUGGCCAACGAAUCAGGCGCCGAUUUGUCAGCCAACUUGUUGGUCGAGUGUCCCGAGAUCUUACUCGCGAGGGAGAAACAGGAAGCUAAGAAGGAAGCUGCUAAAGAAGAUUCCAUGCCUAAGAACGAUAAGUCACAAGUGCCUAAGAGUCUGCUGAGUCCGUCAACAGUGUCUACCGUAUCAUCUUCAACCCCGCUGCGUCCGAUGGACCGGCAGAUAGAGACUCGUACGUCUGACGGCAAGCGACGAAUCACUCCGGUCUUCAUACCACUCACACAGGCUGAUGCCAAUGAGUCUCUAGGCUCCCAGCCGGGUGGCACGGAGAACUGCUUCAGUACAUCGUCACAGAGCAAGUCGCGGAUCAAGGUCGAAGUCAGGGACGAUAUCGUCAUACAUCCCAAUGUCAGCAACCACGCCAUCUCUACACAGCAGAAUAACUCCAGGACAAGUGAUAAUGGUCUAGACCAGCGCCUACGCAAGCGUGGCGCGGCGUCCCUCCCCGGGCCGCGGACUGACGAGCUGGGCUCCAAGCGCGCCUGCGUGGCCCCGCCCCCUGCCGGCGCGGCCCCGCCCCCGCCGCCCGGCCCCGCCCUCGCCGCGCCCGCCCUGGGCACUGCCGGGCCUAUUGUACGCACUGCUGGGAUGCUCCGACUGCAGGUGGUGAAUAAGGCAUGUAACACACAAUAUGGCGCGCUCUCAAGACUACAGUUACUGCCCAAUAACUCCGCUUCCAGCGACCCUGUGUGGGAAACGUAUUUAGGUUCAGCCGUGACCUGUAUAGCGUGUGACGUGCGGUGGGCGUGUGUCGCCUGCGCAGACUGCACACUGCACGCGUGGACACUGCACAGGAACACGGCGCGGAGGGCACUGCCACCCAUCGCCUUAAUGUCCCAGGCAGCUAAACUGACGUUAUCAGGCGACACCCUAGCCGUGGUGACUACGUCAGCCGAGCUCGCAAUGUGGAACCUUAGCACUGCUACCUGUGUCAUACGACCACUGUGCUUCCGGUCACUGCUCUCUCAGGGAGUGAGUGUGACAAACUGCUUUUUGCUGGACGACGGCAACCCUCACCUGUCGCUCAGUAACGGCAAGAGUUAUAUCUACAGCAAGGAGCUUUGUGCCUGGGUGGUCUGGUCUGACGCGAGCGACCCAGUGUGGCGGUGUAGCGGGGCGUCCCCCCACCGCGGCGCGCGCGUCCCGCUACAUACGCCCGCUAAGCCACAUAGACCUACUCAUACUGCCUUCGCUAACAGCUACAGCGCGGCGGCGGCCCGCAGCUGGCUGGAGGCGCAGCUGUCGUGCUGCCUGGCGCUGCGCCUGCCGCGCGACUACAGGCACUGGCUCACGGCACUCUUCGCGCAUCUCGUCAACCACGGCACAGAAGACCAGCUACGGUCAAUACUAGAUGACAUGCUGGGACCCAGCCACUGUACGUCUAACCCCAAGAAAUGGCAGUCCACGAUAUUGGGUAUAAAGAAACACGACCUUCUAGAAGAGAUGCUAGCCCUCCUGGUCCGUCAGCUCCGCUGGCAGAGGAUGUAUGCUGAGUACAACGACCAACUCACUGAGAUGAAGACCAUGGCCACUGUCGUCAAUGGACACUAG